Cetraspora pellucida is the source of this 152-nucleotide messenger RNA. The record is from the annotation of a GenBank genome assembly. Lineage: Eukaryota; Fungi; Glomeromycota; Glomeromycetes; Diversisporales; Gigasporaceae.
GCUUGGAUCGUGGUCUUGGGUCAGGCUUGAGUUAUGGGUUUGGGUCACGGGCUUGGGUCAUAGGCUUGAGUUGGGCUCAGAUCACAGGCUUGGGUUGGGACUGGAUCACAGGCUUGGAUCAGGACUGGGUUACGGGCUUGAGUCAGGCUUGA